This is a messenger RNA of Meloidogyne enterolobii, 2444 nucleotides long. The record is from the annotation of a GenBank genome assembly. Lineage: Eukaryota; Metazoa; Nematoda; Chromadorea; Rhabditida; Meloidogynidae.
UUAAAAUAAUGAGCAUUUAUGUAAAUACAACUACAUUGGUUAUUGAAUUAAAUAUUGGAGAAUUUUUGGAAACCAAAGUUUUCCGGCUUGAACAAGGUUGGAAAAUACACUUCAAACUUGGAGAAUCUCUUCUAGGAAAAGCUAUUCGCCUAAAUAUAUUGGACACUGAUUUUGAUCAAAUAUUUCCUUCAUUUUUUGGUGAUGCUUAUAAAAGUUUGGAUUCUAACAACAAUUUUUUGGUUUUUGAAUGUGACACUUUUGGGGCUUACAAAUACCAAUUUUAUGCUGAUACCUCCUCCCUUCCAACAAAAUCUACCCCUCUUGGUUCUGGUUAUUUUACAAUUUUACCUCAAUGGAGAAUUGGAAAAGAACAAAAAUUGCUUUCAGUAAAUGGCCUUUGUACAAUUACUUUUUUAACAAAAUUGUUGGGCCCUUUAAAUGAAUGGGAAGAGAGGUUACAAGUUGCUAACAAAUGUUGUUUUAAUGUUAUACAUUUAACUCCUGUUCAACAAUUGGGAAUUUCUAAUAGCAGUUAUUCAAUCGCGGAACAUGACAAAUUAAACCCUUUAUUUGAAAGUGAUUUUGAUGCACUGGAACGUUUAAUAAGGAAGAUCGAAACAAAUUGGAAUAUUUUAACAAUUCAGGAUGUUGUUUGGAAUCAUGCAGCUAAAAAUGCUUCUUGGCUACAGACCCAUCCAGAAUGUGCCUACAAUCUUUCCAAUUCUCCACAUUUGCGUCCAGCAUAUAUUUUAGAUAGAGCAUUGCAACAAUUUAGCAGAGAAAUAUCUCAAGGAAAAUGGGAAAUGAAAGGAAUUCCUUUUUUAAUUAAUUCAGAAACUCAUUUAAAUUCAAUUUAUUCAAUUUUAAAAGAUGAAAUUAUUUCUAAAUUAAAAUUGGAAGAAUUUUAUCAAAUUGAUAGGGAAGAAGCGUUAAAAUGCUUUGAAACUAAAGUUGAAGAUAUUUAUUCAAAUAGUGAACCCUUGUCAACUCAAACUAGCGGAAAAACAUUAAACGAUAUUGUAAUUAUUCAAGACAAGGAAUAUAGACGUUUAAAAUCAACUGUUGAUAUUGAUACUGCAAUUGAAUGGGCUGUGAAUAAUAAAAGUUCAGACUUGACGGAGACUAUUAAACUUUUCAAUUCCCAUUUAAUUCAUUUAAACGAACAAGUAAGACAAACAAUUGAUGGCCAUAUAUCUGCCGCCAUUGGAGCAAUAAUGGGACAUAUUUCUUAUGAAAGAGUUGCUUCACAUGGACCUAAGAAAGGGUUAAUAAGUGAUUGUAGUCCUUUGGUUACUAGUUAUUUUCUUCAACCACCGCAUUUUUCUUCUCAAACAUGGCAAGAAGACGAAUCAACUCUCGCUUUUAACCCUUCUCUAUCUCCUUACAUCAUGGCUUUUAAUGGUUGGGUAAUGGACUGUUCUAACCCUUUAAACAAUUUUGCUGAAUUUCCUUCACAAAUUUAUUUGCGAAGAGAAUUAAUUUGUUGGGGGGAUUCUGUGAAAUUAAAUUAUGGAAAUUCAAAAGAAAAUUGCCCGUUUUUAUGGAAUUAUAUGGAAAAUUAUACUAUUAAAUGUGCAAAAAUUUUUAAUGGUUUAAGAAUUGAUAAUUGUCAUUCGACUCCUAUACAUGUGGCUGAGCAUCUCUUAAAAAUCGCUCGAAAGGUACGUAAAGAUUUAUAUGUCGUGGCAGAAUUAUUUACUGGAAAUGAACAUUUGGAUAAUAUUUUUGUUAAUCGUUUAGGAAUAAGUUCAUUAAUUAGAGAAGCUCAAAAUGCCCAUAACUGUCAUGAACAAGGCAGAUUUGUCUAUCGUUAUGGAGGAGAUCCUGUUGGGGCGUUCCAUCCAAAAUCUGUUCGCCCUGCUCCAUGGGAUGUAGCCCAUGCAUUGUUUUAUGAUCAAACACAUGAUAAUCCGACACCAAUACAGAAACGUACAGUUUAUGAUUCUCUUCCAACCGCAUCAAUGUGUGCAGCUACUUGUUGUGCUACUGGAACAGUUAGAGGAUAUGACGAAUUCUAUCCAAAACAUAUUGAUGUUGUUAACGAAACUAGACUAUAUCGUAAAUGGACAGAAAAUAAUUUUGAGAAAGCUAUGUUUAAAGCUACAAGAAUUAUUAAUGAGCUUCACUAUAACCUUUGGAAUGAUGGAUAUACUCAAACUUUUGUUGACCAAAUAAAUGAAGAUAUCACAGCUAUAACCCGCCACAAUCCAACAAAUAAUGAAUCAAUUUUGUUAAUAGCCAAUACUUGUUUUUCAACAUUUAAAUGGACUCCUACAAAUUACAAGGCAAUUUUAAUUGAUGGAAAAAUUGAAAAAAUAUUAUUUGAGCUUAAAACUGUUGAAAAAGUAUUUUUUAUUUUUAAAAAUCAAAAAAAAAAUUUUUUUAAUUUUUUGGGACAUUUUAUCCAAAAAUUCCGAAAACAACGAAAAUUUUUCCAAAAAUAA